GAUGCCGAUUUCCUCCGCCGUCGCCGCCAUUGCUACCUCAGAGCGGGAAAAGCGAUACAGGCGAAAAUAGCAUGAUAAAUACUAGGAGCAGCUGCAGCAGCUAGGUAACACGUACAUCCAGACGACGUAUAGAUCGUGGAUUAACGCCUCCUGUUCUGUGUGGUCGAUACGAUUCCCGAAAUUUCCAUUUGCGGAUCGUUCAAUUGAUUUCUCAGUGCAGUGCAGACGCAUCGAGGAUGUCGAAUUUGAGAAGGAGAUGGGCCAGCAGAGACAAACCGACGACGACGACGCCGGAUCCAGAGGAGAAAAAGCCCACGCACACGUUGAAACCGGCGGCGAAGCAGCGGAAACGAUUCUCCUGUCAAUCCUGCGUGAAUACCUGCUUUUGGUUCAUCGGCUGCAUAUGCGUCAUGUGGUGGUUGCUUUUGUUUGCGUACAAUUUGUUGCCUUCUUCCAUUCCGCAAUACGUGACGGAGGUGAUCGCCGGACCGAUGCCCGACCCGCCGGGAGUGAAGCUCAAGAAAGAAGGCUUGCUCGUCAAGCAUCCGGUGGUUUUCGUGCCGGGGAUUGUGACCGGAGGGCUGGAGCUCUGGGAAGGACAUGAAUGUACGGAAGGUUUGUUCAGGAAAAGACUGUGGGGAGGCACAUUUGGGGAAGUUUACAGGAGACCUUUAUGUUGGUUGGAACAUAUGUCUUUGGACAACCAAACUGGUUUGGAUCCUCCUGGUGUUAGAGUUAGGCCUGUCACUGGUCUUGUUGCUGCAGAUUACUUUGCUCCUGGAUAUUUUGUCUGGGCAGUUCUAAUAGCCAACCUCGCCCAGAUCGGAUACGAGGAGAAAAACAUGUACAUGGCUGCCUACGAUUGGAGGCUUUCCUUCCAGAACACAGAAGUGCGCGACCAAACAAUGAGCAGAAUGAAAAGCAAGAUCGAGCUGAUGGUCGCGACAAAUGGUGGCAACAAGGCUGUGAUCACAGCCCAUUCAAUGGGCGUUCUGUACUUCUUACAUUUUAUGAAAUGGGUAGAAGCCCCUGCGCCGAUGGGGGGAGGGGGUGGAUCAGACUGGUGUGCUAAACAUAUAAAGGCUGUGAUGAACAUCGGCGGACCAUUUUUAGGCGUCCCCAAAGCCGCCUCCGGGCUUUUCUCUGCAGAAGCAAGGGAUGUUGCUGUUGCAAGGGGCAUUGCAGCUGGUGUUCUUGAUAAGGAUUUGUUCCACAUCCAAACUCUACAGCAUAUAAUGCAGAUGACAAGAACAUGGGAUUCCACAAUGUCGAUGAUCCCUAAAGGAGGCGAAACCAUUUGGGGCGACCUCGACUGGUCGCCAGAGGAAGACUACGCUCCUAGCAGAAAAAAACAUUACUUUGCAUAUGAUGACAAGUCCAACCACACAGAAACUGAACCUCUAAAAAAAGCAAAAAGAUAUUAUGGAAGAAUCAUAUCAUUUGGAAGAGAUGCUGCAGAGGCAGACUCUGCAGAGAUUCAAAGGACUGAGUUUAGAGGUGCUGUGAAGGGCAACAGGGUCAUAAACUACACUUGCUACGGUGUAUGGACAGAGUACCAUGAGAUGGGGAUCAGUGGCAUCGCGGCCAUAGCCGAAUACAAAGUGUACACCGCCGGAGAUAUAAUGGAUCUGCUGCGAUUCGUGGCGCCAAAAAUGAUGGAGCGCGGCAGCGCUCAUUUUUCCUAUGGGAUAGCCGAGGAUUUGGACGAUCCCAAGUACUCGCACUACAAAUAUUGGUCGAAUCCAUUGGAAACCAGGCUACCGAGUGCUCCGGAGAUGGAGAUCUUCUCCAUGUACGGCAUAGGCAUCCCGACGGAGCGAGCUUACAUCUACCAGCAAAAUCUUGUAGUUUCAGAAUGCAACAUUCCAUUUCAGUUCAACACAUCAGUUUACGAAGACGACGAAGACAGGUGCAUAAAAGCCGGCGUCAUCACAGUGGAUGGCGAUGAAACGGUGCCUGUCAUAAGCGCAGGCUUCAUGAAUGCCAAGGGCUGGCGCGGCAAGACGAGAUUCAAUCCUUCGGGUAUGAAAACAUACAUUCGUGAGUACAAGCACGCCCCUCCGGCGAAUCUUCUAGAAGGGCGGGGCACGCAGAGCGGCGCACAUGUUGAUAUACUCGGAAACUUUGCGCUGAUUGAGGACAUUAUGAGAGUUGCUGCAGGUGCCACCGGAGAAGAACUGGGAGGCGACACUGUGUACUCGGACAUCUUCGAAUGGUCGAAAAACAUCGAUUUAGCUCUAUAACUUAGCUUGUAUAGGUGUAUCAACAUAGACAUAGACAUACAUAUAUGCUUGUAAGUAAUUAGACACAAGGUAUCAGUUUUGAGCAUGGCCUAACAUUCUGCUGAAUACAAACAUCAUCUUAGAAGAACAAAUUUGAAAGGAACCUCACCUCACAACUGUCUUUGA
Andrographis paniculata is the source of this 2408-nucleotide messenger RNA. RefSeq names its product phospholipid:diacylglycerol acyltransferase 1-like. Bases 237 to 2243 code for a protein of 668 amino acids. NCBI's taxonomy places the organism in Eukaryota, Viridiplantae, Streptophyta, Magnoliopsida, Lamiales, Acanthaceae. The record is from RefSeq and is a predicted model, not a curated record. Gene Ontology annotation, cellular component: cytoplasm. Gene Ontology annotation, biological process: lipid metabolic process. The transcript has 6 exons.